Messenger RNA from Closterium sp. Yama58-4, 3000 nucleotides. The record is from the annotation of a GenBank genome assembly. Lineage: Eukaryota; Viridiplantae; Streptophyta; Zygnematophyceae; Desmidiales; Closteriaceae.
AUGGAACUGGGUCGCGAUCCCGCUUAUUAUUCUGGCCCAGGAGCCUCCGGUGGAAGAUCGGGGUAUCCUGGCGGUGGCGGUUCCGCGUAUCCUGGCGGCGGUGGUGGUUCCGCGUAUCCUUCUCACGGCCUUUGGAGCGACGAGGAAGAUGAAGAAGACUACAUGGGGGAGGAAGGUGACGAAGGCGACGAUCUUCCGGACUCCAAGAAACGCAAGCGCGACCGCGGAAGCAACUGGAGCCUCGCGGAAGCGCUCUGGUUCGCGGAAGGCCUCAAAUCGCACCAGCAGAUGCAGGACAGCCUGGGAGAGAACGCGCUCAAGUGGGGGAAAGUCGAGCAGGGCAAGUACCUCGUUAAAUGGAUGGCUUCGGGCCGCGCUCCCGGCGGUGCGGUGUAUCAUCGGUCGGCGCAGUCCUGCAUCAGCCGCCAUUACAACACGAAGCUUCUCUUUCGAAAGAUUUUCCGCUGGCAGCGGCAGGUCCAGCAGGAGCAGCGCCGGAGGCUGCAGAUGGAAGGGCGCGCCCCUCCCCCCGGAGAUAACUCGCUGGACGCCGCAAAUCCCGGGUACUUUUGGCGGCUGAGCGUCGAGGAGCGCGAGGCGAUCGGUAUGCCGCCGCAUUUCCCGCGGGAGUUGUUCGACCAUAUGAUGGAGUGGAUGCCCAUUGCGGUGCAUGCGCGGCAGGAGCAAGAGCGGACGCAGCCGCAGCAACAGCCUGGUCAACGCGGGAUGCAGCAGCAGCAGCAACAGCCUGGUCAACUCGGUCAACGCGGUCAACGCGGGUCAACGAGCCAACCCCGCGGUGGCGCGGACGGGAAUCAGAGUGGAAUGUGGGAUGCCGGCACGAGCUCGGGAGGGAAUCUUGGAACUUCUAACCUGCCCGGCGGGAUGCCCUACGUCCCAUCAACUGCGGAGGAUCCUUAUCUCGUGGCUCUGCGCGACCAGGCGAGUCUUUUGCUGGGGCCGCCCGCGGGUCAAGCGGCGGGAGCUGGUGCAGGCGGGGAAGGUCUUGGCGCUGGAGCAGGGGACGAGGGGGACCCGUUGAUUUCGAGGUUGGCGGCGGCGACGGGGCCUGGCGCAAUGGGCGGCGGAAGGCACGGCAGUCAGGGAGACUUGCGCGGGGCUCCUGCGGCAACUGCCGGAAGGAGAGGACGUGGCCGCGGAAGAGGCGGCGGAAGGGGGCGCGGGGGAGGCGCAGCGUCCGCCAGCGGAUUCGGGUUUGCGGGCGGGCAAGAAGACGACCUGAUGACGUGGCGAGUCAACGACGGCGUGCUGUCUCGGCUUCCGGGGUCGUCGCGCGAGCCGCGCGCGGGCGGCGCGCUGGGGAACGACGCAAUGGUCCGCGCGGCGCACGUGAUUGCGGGCGCGAUGGGCAGGAGCGAGGACGCGCUCGCGAAGCGCCACAAGCUGGAAACGCGCGAGCGAGAGGCGCGGGAAAAGGCCCGGAAGGCAGAGGCGAACCAGCUAAAGACCUAUCGGAAUAGCGACCUGGGGCUUAAAAAGGAGAAGCUGAUGCUGCUGAAGCGACAGGUGGAGGCUCAGGAGAGGCUGGUGGUCCUGGAAAAGCGGCGGGAGAAGCGGGAGAAGCAGCAGGUGGCGGCGGUUACGGGGAUGGCGCAGGCGGUUGGCGCGGCUGCUGCAGCGGUGCAUGCGGUGGUGGCGGCCUCUGGGAAGAUUCCAGGCUUGGCAGGGCUGGAUAUCGAAGAGUUGGUUAAAUCGAGUGUGGAGAAGCUUAAAGCGAGUAUGGUUGUGGAGGAAGAAGAGGAGGAAGAUGAGAUUAUGGGGAUCGGUGGCGGUGGUGGUCUUGGUGGUUUUGUGGGGUUUGGUGGUGUUGGUGGGGGUGGUGUCGGUGCAGAGGAGCAGGAGGAUGGGGAGAAGGGAAUGGAAGGGUUUGGUGGAGCGGAGGGGGGAGAAGCGGAGAGGGAGCACGAGGAAGGGGGCAUGCGCGAAGUGGGUGCUGCGGUGGAUGCGGGGCAAGGGCAAGAGGCGGUGGGUGCAGGGGGUGGCGGAGAGGGAACAGAGGGAGCAGGAGGAGGAGAGGGAGGAGUGGUUGCUGAAGGGGUUGAAGGGGGGAAAGUAGAGGGUGGGGAGGUGGAGGGAGAAGGAGCGGAGGAGGCAGGAACAGGUAAGAAAAGUGAGGCUGGCGCGGGGGAAGGCGGUGCUGUGAAGGAGGGCGUUGCUGUGAGUGAGGGUGAUGAUGGGAUGAACGUGGAUGGGGGAGGGGAUGCAGGUAAGGAAGGGAAGGACGAGCAGACACUGGCGGGGGUGAAGGAUGAAGGGGCAGAGGGAGGAGAGGAAGGGAAGGUUGAGGAGGGAGAGGAGGGUGAGAAGGGGAAGGAGGAAGGGGUGCAAGAGAAGGGUGCAGGGGAAGGGAAGGAGGAGCAAGAGGAAAAGCUUGGCAGUGCAGGGAAGGAGGUUGUUGAGGGUAUGGAAGUUGACAGUGUGGUAACUGGUGGUGCAAAUGCUGCUGCUGCUGAUGCAAAUGCUGCCGAUGCUGAUGCAGAUGCAGCAGGUGAGGGUAAUGAUACGAAGCAAGGUGGUGAGACUGAAGCUAAGAAAGAGGCUGGAAAUGAGACUGUUGCGGCUGAGACCGGUGCGGCUGAGACCGGGGCGGUUGAGACUGGGAAUGGAGGGGAUGUGCCAUCAGCCGAGGCGGCUGACGGGGCUUCUGCUGGCGUGGCCAAGGAGGAGAGAGGGGGAGAUGAGAAUGUGGAAGAAGAUACAAAAGAGGGAGUGGCGGUGGGGGCAGAAGCAGGGAAGGAAGGUGAGAGUGAUGCGGUUGAUAAGGGUGGGGCUGGGGUUGAGGGGGAGGGUGAGGAGGCGUCGAAGGGAGGGGAUGGUGCUGCUGCAGGGGAGGCAGCAGGUGGGGGAGAGGGCGGAGUGGGAGGAGCAGAGGGUGCCAGUAAGGAAGGUGACAGUAAUGGAGGUGAAGGUGCUGCAGGGGAUGCCAUGGCAGUGGAUGGUGCAGCAGCAGGGAGCGAUGCAGCCGAGGCAAAGCCGUGA